CUUCAAUCAAAUCUAGAAAAAGUAUUGCAAUAUUUGUGCGUUUAAUCUAUUCAUCUGAUUAUUAUAUCUGGAAAUUUAAGACAUGUCUGCCCCGGACUCGGAACUCGAAUUCGCCAACAAAGUAGUACUAAUCACGGGCUCGAGCUCAGGGCUCGGCGCCCAAAUGGCCCGGGAGUUCGCCAAACGGGGCGCCCAAGUGGUGAUCACUGGUCGCAAUCAGGACAGGGUGUGCGAGGUGGCCGAGUCGUGCGACGGACUGUCCCCACUAGGGCUGAUAGCCCUCCAGGUGGUGGCCGACGUCACGAAAGACGAGGAUGUCAGGCGUCUGGUGGGCGUCACUGUCGACAACUACGGCCAGUUGGAUGUGCUGGUGAACAACGCGGGCGCCGGUAGCUUUGGCACACUGGACAACCCGAAGCUGUUGGACCAGUUGGACCACAUGUUUAAGCUGGACGUGCGGUCGGUGGUCCAGUUGACCCAACUGGCCGCUCCCCACUUGGAGAAGACCAAGGGUGCCAUUGUUAACGUAUCGUCGGUGUGCGGGGUUAAGCCGAGGGAGCUACAGUACGCGGGCUGUUCGGCCUACUGUAUGGCCAAGACCUCGAUUGACAUGUUCACCAAAUGUAUUUCCCUGGAGUUGGGGCCCAAAGGCAUACGGGUUAACGUAAUCAAUCCGACAGCGGUGCGCACCGGCUUUCAAGAGAACUCGGGGGCCGGGGAUGUGUUCAACGGGUUUGUGGCCCACUUGGAGCAGACGUGUCCGUUAGGCAAACUCCCGGAGCCCGUGGACAUCGCCAACGCCGUCCUAUUCCUGGCCUCCAGUAAGAGCGCCUUCAUUACGGGUGUGGCCCUACCCGUCGACUGCGGGACAUUAUUGGAAUACAGUAAUACCCGGCACAGGGAGCCUGUCGUGCCAAACACCGUACACUACAUCCUAUUCACGGUACGGGAGAUACAGUUCGCGCACUUCCUAUCCAUACUAUCGGUGCUCCGUAACCACAGGCCGGACCUCAUAUACAUUCACUGCGAUUGCCAUCGACUGUCGGGAAAGUACUUCCAAAGGGUGUCCGCAAUACUCCCCAAAACCAAUACCCGGCUCAUUGUCCGUCGUAUUGAAAAGCCUACGCAUAUAUUCUCGCAUAAACUGCGACCGGAGUGGUCGGACUGGCACGGGUCGGACCUGACCCGGCUCAGACUACUGGCCCAGUACGGGGGCGUAUACCUGGACACCGAUGUAUACGUUGUUAAGCCGUUGCACGAGUUUUUUCACUACGACUUUACCGUCGACUUUCAGGUGCCGUACGUAAUGCUCGGCAAUCAGGUGCUCAUAGCCCGUGCCAACGCUACGGCGCUGGACCUAUGGAUCGGUACGUACCGGUACUACGACCCCGACAGUUGGUACUAUAAUGCCGGUGAACUACCGGUGCGAUUAGUGAUGAAUGAGAGGCCGGAAUUAGUGCAUAGGCUUAAUGGCGAGUUUGGGGCGCAAGGUACUUUUGUUUGCUCAAUGUUGUAUUACGAGUACCAUGGUGAUUGGCGUGCCAAGUAUUACGCGGUGCAUAUGGCUAUCAGGGAUGAUUUGUUGGCGCCUACAGGUCAAAACGAUCCGUACUUAGUGAACACCCCUUAUUGCCGUAUAAUCCGAUGGCCACUAUUUGACACCGACGUCGUCGCCCUAUACGCCAACAAAUCGGGCAAAAGUAUCGCC
Molecule: messenger RNA, 1708 nt
Organism: Oppiella nova
Lineage: Eukaryota; Metazoa; Arthropoda; Arachnida; Sarcoptiformes; Oppiidae
Source: the annotation of a GenBank genome assembly